AUGGGUGGGAAUUGGUAUUUAGAAUUCACUUACACCUCAAAGAAGAAUCCGAAAUUCUACUUCGCCGGACCGGAAUGGAACCAAGCUGUUGAGAAUGCUCUUGGCACUGGCCCAAUCGAUACAAUUGCCUAUCACACAAUGGGAAGGAAUUAUGUUCGCUUCGAGAAAUGGACCGCUUGGAACGCGAGUGAACCUCGUGAUAAGGCUUUAGAGUUGGUCAAAAAGUACGUUGAUGAUGUCACAUUCGUCCGCUCCAAUGAUACUCCACAUUCGUUCUCGUAG
Kwoniella botswanensis is the source of this 282-nucleotide messenger RNA. RefSeq lists its product as uncharacterized. NCBI's taxonomy places the organism in Eukaryota, Fungi, Basidiomycota, Tremellomycetes, Tremellales, Cryptococcaceae. The coding region runs from base 1 to 282 and encodes 93 amino acids. The transcript has 3 exons. The record is from RefSeq and is a predicted model, not a curated record.